UGCCAUCUUGUUUCUCCGGGGGCGGGGGGGCGUGCUGUGGUGCGACUGGGCGGAGGAUACUUCGGAGCCGCUUGUGGGGUUACAAUACUCAUCCUUGCCCGACGCCCCGCCCCGAGCUGGGGUGCGGGCGCCGGGAGACGGGCCGGAGGGCGGCCUGAGGUGGGAGCCUGGUCCCGCUGCUUCUCCCUAGGGGGCAUCUUUCUCGUCCUGCUCUGAGGUCCCAUCUCCUCCCUCUGGUUCCUGCGUCGGCGGAGCCGGCCAGGCGCCUCCAGGAGGCAGGGCUAGCUGCUCUUUGGCUCUGAGUGCCUGGCACGUGGGGCGGCACCGGGUGCGCGCGAGUCCCGGCGGGCGAAGAUGACGGACCCUCGGGGGAGAGACACUGCUGGCGCCAUCCUCGGGGGUGCAGGCGGCAGUGGCCACAAUGUGGUCAUGGAGGACACUCAGGCUGUUAACUGGGAGGUUGAAGAAGAAGAGGAGACAGAGAGACCCAGUGACUCCUUGAGGUGUAAUUUGGAGCCCCUAGGGCGACUGCAUAUCUUCAGUAGUGCCCACGGACCAGAAAAAGAUUUCCCACUCUACCUCGGGAAAAAUGUGAUAGGCCGAAUGCCUGAUUGCUCUGUGGCCCUGCCCUUUCCAUCCAUCUCCAAGCAACACGCAGUGAUUGAAAUCUUGGCCUGGGACAAGGCACCUGUCCUCUGGGAUUGUGGGAGUCUCAAUGGUACGCAAAUCCUGAGGCCUCCUAAGUUCCUGAGCCCUGGGGUGAAUCAUCGUCUGAGGGACCAGGAGUUGGUUGUCUUUGCUGACUUGCCCUGCCAGUACCAUCGCCUGGAUGUCUCUCUGCCCUUUUUCUCCCGGGGCCCCCUAACUGUAGAGGAGACACCCAGGGUACAGAGAGGAACUCAACCCUGGGGGGUCCUAUUGGCUGAGGACUCAGAAGAGGAAGUAGAUCCUCUUUCUGAAAGGUAUGUGGUGAAUGAACCAAGGACCAUGUCCUCCCUUUUGGCAACAGUCGUUCCAGAGAGUGAUGAAGAGGGACCUUCUGCCCCAGAUGGCCCUGGACCACCUUAUGCCUUCAACUUUGACAGCGACACAGAUGAGGAAGAAAGGCAGCAACCAGCAACAGGGUGGGCCUCCUCAGCUGCCACAAGAGAUGCUACUGCAGAGACAGAACAGCCUAAGGCAGUCAGAACAGAAAUCCAGGUUGAAAAGAAUCAGUCUUUGGGACAGGAGAGCAAUAGUGACAUCAGAGUCAAGAGAGAUGCAAGCAAUGGGGUGAUUCUGGAGAGGGGCCAGCCUGUUGGGGAGGACAGUGAGACAGAUGUGGAUGAUGAGAUCAGGCCUCCAGGAAAGCCAGCUGAGGGUCAUCUGGAAAGGGCCCAGCCUUCUGGCUUCAUAGACAGUGAUACUGACGUGGAAGAAGAGGGGAUUCCCACAACCCCAGCUGUGGUGCCCCUAAAAAGAAGGCAGAUCUUCCACGGAGUUAAUGCAGAGAAUUCUGGGGGGCCUGACCUGGCACAUCUUCAUGAGAGUCCGGCUGGCAAUGAGACAGAUGUGGAGGAGGCUGAGGCCCCACCCACAGUCCCUCUGGAGCAAAGCCAAACCUCCAUGGUGAGCCACAGCAACGUAGAUGACGAGGAAGGAGUGUCAGCAGCACUCACUUUGGCAUCUCUGGUGGAGAGCCGAGCCACUGGCUGGAACAGAGAUAAAAAUGUGGAAGAGGACAGAGCCCAACCUCCGGCUUUUCUUGACCAGAGCCAAACCUCUGCUGGGAGAGACAGUGGCACAGACAUAGAGGUGGAGGGGUUCCCAGUGGAAAAGAGAGAAUAUGUCCCCAAGAGUCACACAGACAAAGCUCAGACAGAAAAGAACCAAUCUCCUUUUGGGGACGGUGACAGAGAAGUGGAAGAAGAUAAGAGCUCAUCUGGAGUCCUCCUGGAGAGAAGUCAGGCCUCUGCCACAGUAGGCAUCCGCACACAAGUGGAAGAGGAUGAGGUGCCUCUGGCAUGCACAAAUCCAACAAAUGUGGAAGCAGAAGGGGGCCCAGCAAAGCUGCCUGCCGUGCGCCUAGAGGAAGCCCCGCCUCCUCCAGACACAGGUACUGCAGGGGAACCUACCCAGGCACAGAGAAAGGAAGCCCCGACCCCCAGAGAAAGUGGGGGAGAACCACAUGUGGACAUGACCAAGAACUCUGGACACAGCCAUGAUGGUGAUUCUGAAGAUCUAGACCAACAAGCAACCCAGUGCUUUGUGGAGAAGGAGAGUCAGAGCCUGGAAGUAGUCCCGAGCAUGGGGGAUGAGCCCACCCAGGCCUUCCUGUGUACUCCACCCCAAGAGCCUGGCCCUUCCCAUUGCAGCUUCCAGGCCUCAGGUGCCCUGGAUGAGCCUUGGGAAGUCUUGGCUACACAGCCAUUCUGUCUAAGAGAAUCUGAGGCCUCUGAGACCCAGCCCAUCGCUUCCCACCUUGAGACCCAUGGAUCUUGCCCCUUUUCACCCAGGCCAACAUCUCAAGACCAGCAUCUGGAAAGUCCAGUUCGCGCAGAGCCAUUGGGGAUCCAAGGUGGAGGGAUGCAGACUGCGGAGAAAGGCAUGGGCCUCCUGAAUUGCAAGAUGUCACCUGCUGAGAAGGCUUCUAGGGGUGAUCCAGGAUCCCUAGAUGUUGGUCUGCCUCCAGCAGUCCCUGAAGCCUCUGCCCCAGUCCAAAACCCCCUCAUCCCUCAGAGCCAAAAACAUCUUGCUUCUCAGCCCCUCUUUGCUCCAUCUCCACCUUCUUUAGAGUCCCCCAUUCCCAGCUCCAGGCAAAAUGGGAGUCAGGAAGCUCUGGAGAAUCCCUUGUCCUCAAAGCUGGACCCUCUUCAUGCAAAAGUCAAAUGCAGGUCCCAGGGUUGUUCCAGGAUGACACCCUCUCCAGCUUCUUCUAUAGCCCCUGAGGUCUACCCUCUCACCUCCAGAGAGCAGCCCGUCACCCCUGCACCCACACCUCGGGCCACUCGGGGCAGGACACAGAGGGCCUCUGUCAAGACCCCUGAACCGACUGUCCCCACGGCCCCUGACCUUGAACCUCCGGCCCCUGCAGACCAGCCUGUCACCCCUGCACCCACACCUCGGGCCACUCGGGGCAGGACACAGAGGGCCUCUGUCAAGACCCCUGAACCGACUGUCCCCACGGCCCCUGGCCUUGAACCUCCGGCCCCUGCAGAGCAGCCCGUCACCCCUGCACCCACACCUCGGGCCACUCGGGGCAGGACACAGAGGGCCUCUGUCAAGACCCCUGAACCGACUAUCGCCACAGCCCCUGACCUUGAACCUCCAGCCCCUACGGACCAGCCUGUCACCCCUGCACCCACACCUCGGGCCACUCGGGGAAGGACACAGAGGGCCUCUGUCAAGACCCCUGAACCGACUGUCCCCACAGCCCCUGACCUUGAACCUCCGGCCCCUGCAGAGCAGCCCGUCACCCCUGCACCCACACCUCGGGCCACUCGGGGCAGGACACACAGGGCCUCUGUCAAGACCCCUGAACUGACUGUCCCCACAGCCCCUGGCCUUGAACCUCCAGCCCCUAUGGACCAGCCUGUCACCCCCAAGGCCAUAGCUCAGGGUGGUCAAAGCAGGACACUGAGGUCUACAAGAAGUACUGUGCCAGUUCCUACCGCUCCUGAAUUCCAGUCUCCUUUCCCCACAGACCAGCCUAUUCCCCCAGAGGCCAUCCCUCAACCCAAUUGUAGCAGGAGGCCAAGGGUUGCGAGGCAGCCCCUCGCAGCUCCCAUUGUCUGUGAACCCUGCUCUGCACCCCUUGAACCUAAUGCCUGGUCCUCACGGAGCCAAAGGCGAGGAGUGAUGAGAGCAACCAAGUCCCUUAAGACCAUUCCUGAGCCUGCCCUUGCCCAGCUUCCUGGGGCACCCACUCAUGCUCUCCAGGUUCAAAAGGUAGAGGCAACAGGUGGAUAUGAGUUCAGCCCAGAGUCCCAGCGUAAGGCCUUUCAAAACCACAAGAGGCCUUUAGAUACCGUGGAUUCACCCCCACUUCCAAAACGGCUGCGAAGAGAAGCCCCUCAGAAAACAGUGUUCCUCAAGGAAAAAGAGGAAGAGAAGCCAGCUCAGGAAGAGGAUCCUUCUCAUUCCCAGGAUGUGGUAAUGCCAGGACCAGGCAAGAGAAAGAAAGACCAGGCUGAGGAAGAGCCCAAAGGAAUGCCAGUCCGCAGCCUCCGACGGGCCAAACCUGACCAUGAGUCUGCAGCCCCUAAAGUGCUCUUCACAGGAGUGGUGGAUGCCCGUGGAGAGCAGGCAGUGCUGACCCUCGGAGGGAGUCUGGCCAGCUCAGUGGCAGAGGCAUCCCACCUGGUGACUGAUCGAAUCUGCCGGACAGUCAAGUUCCUGUGUGCCCUAGGGCGGGGGAUCCCUAUCCUCUCCCUGGACUGGCUGUACCAGUCCCGCAAGGCCGGUUGCUUCUUGUCCCCGGAUGAAUAUGUGGUGACUGAUCCUGAGCAGGAAAGGAACUUUGGCUUCAGCCUCCGUGAUUCCCUGAGCCAGGCUCGUGCGCGAAGGCUGCUAGAGGGCUAUGAGAUUCAUGUGACCCCCGGAGUCCAGCCACCACCACCUCAGAUGGGAGAGAUCAUCCGCUGCUGUGGAGGCACUGUCCUACCCAGCAUGCCCAGGUCCUACAAGCCUCGCAGAGUCGUGAUCACAUGCUCCCAGGACGCCCCGCGAUGCACCAUACCAUUUCGGGUUGGGCUGCCCAUCGUCUCACCUGAGUUCCUGCUGACAGGAGUGCUGAAACAGGAAGCCAACCCAGAGGCCUUUGUUCUCUCCACUUAGGAAAUGUCCUGCCCCUGAAAAUCCCACCCAGUACCCUCUUUCUUCCCAGACCAAUAAACAGAAAAUAUUGGGAGAAAGAACUUAGGGCUUAGGAAGGAUUGGGGUGUACUGAUCUGAUUUGUCUGGAAACAAGGGUGGGGUUGAAAGGUUUAUGGGAAAACAAAGAUAGGGAGAUUGGGAGCCACAGAUUUUCUUAAAUGGCCGUUUAAAGUUGCUCAGAUAACCUAAGUGUCGCUCAUCUUUAAGUGGUCUGAUGCACUUGCUGUGCAGUGUCCUGCCUCCCAUUUGGAAGCCAGCUCACUUUUUCUUUGUUAUUGGAAUUCUUCCUUAUCCUCCAAAGCAUAGUGGAAAUAAUGUCAGUGCCAGAAACUUGAAGGGAUGCUUGGAGUAAGUAAGCUUGGAGUGAGUUGGAGUUAUGGAAUGGCUACGAAAAUACUUACCUCUCUCCUGGCCCUGUCUUGUUAGAAGAUCCUUUAGCUUGGACUUUGAGCAAGUCUCUGCACUUUUUCAGGCCUGCUUUUCCAGUAUUUAUCAAAUUAGAGCUUAGGCUUAAACUUUAUGAUAAAUAAAUAAUCACUCUGUGCCUUA
Molecule: messenger RNA, 5403 nt
Organism: Pipistrellus kuhlii (Kuhl's pipistrelle)
Lineage: Eukaryota; Metazoa; Chordata; Mammalia; Chiroptera; Vespertilionidae
Gene: MDC1
Product: mediator of DNA damage checkpoint 1
Exons: 16
Coding region: 355-4815 (1486 amino acids)
Biological process (GO): positive regulation of transcription initiation by RNA polymerase II
Cellular component (GO): nucleus
Molecular function (GO): protein binding
Source: RefSeq, a predicted model, not a curated record